CAAAAAAGUGUAGUCGGAAGAAAGGAAAGAUGUCAUUCCCCACCUACCUUUGGAAUUUCUCGCCCAUCACUCAUCUUCCUCGAAGCAGCCGAGAAAGAAACAAUCGACAAGAAGCACAAAUAACAGAAACAAAAGAGUGGGGCAUGAAGACCUUUGGAUAAAACAACGAAUAAAUUGCAGACCCUUCAUGUCUUUCGUUUUCCUUUUGUUGUUGAAAACCUCAUCCACCAACAACGUUUGCAAAAUGAACGGAGGAUCUUACGAGAAAAUCCCCACCGUGACACCAGUCGACCUCCACACGCCGUCACCGGAAAUGAAAGAAUCGGUGGAAGCCGUGGAGCGGAUCGUACACUAUGACCUCAACAACAAGAAGCUUCUAGAGGAAGCUCUCACCCACCCCUCAUUCCGCGCAAGCGACGCCGUUUCGUAUCAGCGGCUGGCGUUCCUAGGCGACGCCGUUCUUGGCCUCGCUGUAAGUAAUUACCUCUUUCAUGUUUACCCUGGAAUUGACCAAGGUGGCCUCACUGAGCUACGCUCCGCUAACGUCAGCAAAGAGAGGUUCGCACGUGUCGCUGUGCGACAUGGGCUUUAUACCUACGUUCGCCGCACUGCAACUGCUGCUCUCGAUGAUCAGGUUAGGGAGUUUACUGAAGUUGUAAGCCGAGAAGAGGAGAAGACGCCGGUAUAUGGAGGUUCUGUAGAAGCCUCCAGAGUUCUUGCAGAGAUUGUGGAGUCUCUGGCUGGUGCUAUUUACGUUGACUUGAAUUUUGAUCUCGAAAAACUUUGGAAGAUUUUUAGGCAUGUUUUGGAGACUAUAGUUACUAUUGAAGAGUUGCAGCAACAACCUCACCCCGUCACAAAGUUGCAUCAGUUUUGUCAGAAGCACGGGAAGCUUGCCAAGAUCGAGUGCGAGAGAGAUGAGACCAAGAGUACUGCGAAUGUGUAUGUUGAUGGCAUGUUUGUUGCCUCGGGUUCUUCUGAACAGAAAAAAAUUGCUGAGGUCAGUGCUGCUGAGAUGGCUCUGUGUAACUUGAUGCAAUCGAUGUGCACGAAUGAUGCGUCGGUUGAAGAUGCUGCUGGAAUUGAUGGGUCAUUUCCUGUUGAAAGAGCAAAAAAUGAGUUGCAUAAUCUUUGUGCCAAGAAGAAGUGGCCUAAACCAAUUUACACCAUUGAGCAUGAAGAAGGUCCUCCACACGUGAAGAAGUUUGUAUCCAAGGUAACUAUAGAUGGUGUGCUAUCUGUAACAGGAGAUGAAAAGUCGAGACUGAAACAUGCGAAGAAUUCUGCUGCUUCUUUGAUGAUCCGCCGUCUGCAAGACUGAUACAUCUAAUGUUGUUAAACAGUCCGAACACAUCAGAAAGGCAAGCCAAUGAACACUGCCAAUUCAACAUGGAAAUUUUACUGUAACAACGCUUGAGCUCUACGCACCACGGCCAUCACCUGAAUGAGUGUUUCAUUUCCGGUAAUGGCGGUGAUACGCAGAGGGUGAGGGGUGUUAAGUUGAAGAAUUUCAUUUUGAAUUGACGUGGUUCACUGUCAAAGACUGAGAGAGUAUUUGUGUUCUGGAGUCUUAUACAAAUGAUUGGUGGUGUAACUUCAGAUGUAACGGACAAACUAUCCUAGAAGAACCCCCAGUGUUAUAGAGGGAAACUGUUAUGGGUGCUUAUAAGUUUGAAACAUUUGGUUUGUGUUUCUUAUUCAUGGAUGCUUUGGACCUAUUUGACAUGUUGAUCCUGAUUGGAAGCCAUGAUAAUUCCAUAGUUGGAUAUGUUUGUUAUUGGUUCCACUAUACAAUCAGACUCAUUUUCUUUAGCUGGAAAUGGAAAAAAUGAUCUUCAACCCCUUUAGGUAGCAACAUUUCCUCGGUUGUUUACAUUCUAUCUUUCACGUUUACGAACGAGCCUCAGGGUACAAAAAUCAAGGAUUAAUUACAAAAUACCCUCCAAACUAUGAGGCUAUUUUCAUUUUCGUACCCAACUACCAAAUUUUUGCAUUUGCAUACUUUAGUUUCCUUCCUAACAUUUUGAUACCUUGACCAUUAACACCGUUAAACCUCAACUGAUUUACAAUGAUUUGAAGAGCCAGACAAUUCAGGGCUAUGAUGAUAUAUUACAUCCUCAAGAAGAUCUUGAAACUUUAUUAUAAGCCAAGCCUGACUGUUCUUAAGGGAAUGAAAUCAGAAGAGGAGGGAGAAGUAGAGGUUUAUAGCUGCUACAUAUCAAUGCAUAGGUUCAAGACCCAAUAUUCUAGCUUUAUAUGUAACAGCCUGCAACAAUAGCCACAGUUGGUGGAAACUAAUUUGUUUGUAGGAUUAGAGCCUGUAACAUUUGGAUUGUGCUAAUUGUAGUUU
Messenger RNA from Rosa chinensis, 2350 nucleotides. RefSeq names its product ribonuclease 3-like protein 2. Gene Ontology annotation, molecular function: ribonuclease III activity; RNA binding. Bases 188 to 1321 code for a protein of 377 amino acids. The record is from RefSeq and is a predicted model, not a curated record. The transcript is spliced from 4 exons. Gene Ontology annotation, biological process: siRNA processing; rRNA processing. Gene Ontology annotation, cellular component: nucleus; cytoplasm. NCBI's taxonomy places the organism in Eukaryota, Viridiplantae, Streptophyta, Magnoliopsida, Rosales, Rosaceae.